Messenger RNA from Meloidogyne enterolobii, 897 nucleotides. The record is from the annotation of a GenBank genome assembly. NCBI's taxonomy places the organism in Eukaryota, Metazoa, Nematoda, Chromadorea, Rhabditida, Meloidogynidae.
AAAUUCCUCCCCUUAUUGACUACUGGAUAUAUUUAUUGUUGUGGCGUGUGGAGGUUCGUUUUUAUUUUUUUUUUUUGUAUCGGAUGUUUUAGUUUUGAGGUUGGUCUUUGGGUUGUCUCUUAUUCUUUGGUCUUAUCCGUUGUUGAUAUUUUUAGUAUAAAUCAAAGAAGAAUAUUUAAAUAAAAAAUGUUCAACACCAACAAUAAAUCAACACCCUUAAAACGCAGAAAAUUAACUUUGAAGCCGAAUGAAUUAAAAGACGAAGAAUUUGCAUCUCCUGUGAAGAGAAGAGCAAAAAUGAAACGAUUCUGAAGACGAAGAAGAAUUUGAUGAAGACGACAAAAAUGAAGAAGAAAUUGGAGAUGAUGAGGAAGAUGAAGAAAAAUUGAAGGAAGAAGAGAACAACCACCAACAACAAAAUGAAGUCAACAAGCAAUUCAAAAAUUGAUGAAGAAUUAUUUCAUCAAAAUUCUUCAACAACAACAAGUUCUUCAUCAACAAACAAAGUUUUUAUUUCAACGCCCAAUGAAUCAUUCAUUUCUCCAUUAAAACAACAAUGGAAAAUAUGGGAAAUGUCUUGAAGGAAGCAGGAAUUAUUGAGGUUGAACAAUACUGUUAGAUGGCCGAUGAUGAUGGUGGUCUCUUCAAACACAAUUGGCUUGUAUUUGGGGCAAUUUCAGUUGCCCUUCACUCCUCCCCCUCUCUUUCCAUUUUGCGGACAAAGCUUGCUGUGUUUUAAUCCAACAACAUUCUUUAUUUUUUUCAUUCAGUGCUUUGUAUGCUUUGCAACCAAAGAAGCUGCUGCAUCUGGACUUCAUCAAUCUGGUUUUGUCUCAAAACCAGUAGAGGCGGAUGUGGAGCUCUCUUCUCCAACAUCAAAAGCACAAGUCCCCUUUG